Cuscuta campestris is the source of this 856-nucleotide messenger RNA. The record is from the annotation of a GenBank genome assembly. NCBI's taxonomy places the organism in Eukaryota, Viridiplantae, Streptophyta, Magnoliopsida, Solanales, Convolvulaceae.
GAGUGAAAACAUCACCACCCUACACAAGCUUCUGGUGAUGGAUGUCAGGAUCAGGUGGGUGAAACAUAGGAGAGUUUCGAGUGGCAACGCACACAUCCGGUGGAGGAGACUAAGUGGGGAGAAUAUCUCUGAGUUGAUCAGGCGAGUGCAGGAGAAAGGGGCGUGGGAAUCGGCCGGAGAGGCUGCUGAUAUGUGGACGCAGACUGCUAACUGCAUCAGGGAAGCUGCCAGGGAAGUGCUUGGUGUGAGCUCUGGCUCAGGGAGUAGGCGGCAGGGUGAUUGGUGGUGGAGCGAUUCAGUCCAGAGUAAGGUGGAAGCUAAGAAGGUGGCAUAUUUGAGGUACAUGGGCUGCAAUGUUGAGGAAGAAAGAGCGGCGUUACGAGUGGAGUACAAGAAGGUACGUAAAGAAGCUAAGUUAGAGGUUACAAGGGCAAAGAAUGCCGCUUUUGAACGCCUCUACAAGGAUAUUGAGGAGAAAGGCGGUGUUAAUACACUGUUCCGGCUUGCUAAAGUGCGUGAGAGGAAGGCCCAAGAUCUGGACCACGUGCGUUGCGUGAAGGGCAGCGAUGGUAGAGUGUUAGUUGAGACUGCCAAGGUGGCUAAGCGCUGGGGGGAGUACUUUUGUGAACUCUUAAAUGCGGGAGGAGAGCAGAGGCUAGUUCUUGAUGAGCUGGGGCAAUCUUUCUGCCCACAUCAAUCUUUCUUUUUCACUAAAAGCAAGAAGUCGACAAAGUACCAAGGGAAAUGCCAGUGAUUGGAAAUUGUAAUGCAACGAAACAUGCACCCAAGAGAACAAAAAUUACACAGUUCUGACAAUAGUAAAAAUAAACUAAAUGAAUAAAGCACACUUAAUAGG